UUGAAAAUUAUAUACGGAACGAGGGCACAAGGAUAAUGUUUCCGGGAGCGAUGAUGCUAACCGGCGCUGCAACCUUUCUUCACCGGUGUUCUCCGGCGAGGACAGUUUGCUUGGCUUCUCGAACCGACACCGAUCAAUUACGAGAUCAACUCGAUCAGCUUCACUUUGAGGCUUCAAACACCAGAGCUAAAGCUAAUAAAGCAAGACAGAGGCUGUUGCGCUUGUCUGAAGCAGCAGAGAAACUUCAAAGACAGGCAGCCAUUAGUGUUCAAACUGGAAAAGAAAACGAUGCCAGAGAUCUGCUAUUCCAAAAGAAGAAGACAAUGCAAGCUUUAGAGAAGACAAAAAGUCGAAUCGAGUUGCUUGAUGAACUCUCAACUAAGCUUAUCGAGGCAAUAUCUCUGCGAGAACAGCAGCUUGUUGGGACAGUAGGUCAAGACGUUGAAAUUGAAACAGAAGAUGAUACAUCUCCAGUUAGGGUUGUGUCUGCACCUUCUGAAAAGGAUUUGCUGAAUUCUAGUGAUGAUCAAGAACUGCAAGAUAAAACCUAUAACAUGCCCACCAAUCUUCAAGAAUCUUUGGAAGUUCUUGAUAGUGAUAGUGACCUGAUCAGUAGCUUGACCGAGUUGACUUCUUACAGAGACUUGUUGGAUCGUAUUGAUCAGCAUCUGAACAAAACUGAAGCUGAGCUCAUGACAGUUGUGAAGUUCUCAAGCUUGAUUCUUGAAAGUGAGAAAAGCCAUGAAAAUGUGAAGGUGAAACAACUGAUGGGAAUUCUUGAUGCUGUUCGAGACCUUAGAAAAAGAAUUGCUAACAUUAUUAUGCAGAAAGAAGCAGAGAUGAAAUGAAUAUGUAUAACAAUGCUCAAUUGUUCCAGUCAGAUCCGAAAAAAUGAGAAAGAAAUUAAAAGUAAAGGGAUUGAAUUGAAUCAUGGCCAUAUAAUUGUUUUGAUUUUAUUGCAGCAGGUUUACAUAUGAAUUGUAAAGCCAUUAUCUCAUAGAUGAAUUAAGCAUUUUUAGGCAUAUUUUUCUUCCAAAAAAUUUAGACAUCAUGUUUGAGUUUUCUGUGUGAUUACUUGUGGAAAUGAGAAAUAAAAAAUUGAGUUACAAGUUACAACACCAAUUAUGAUAA
Lactuca sativa (garden lettuce) is the source of this 1131-nucleotide messenger RNA. RefSeq names its product forkhead-associated domain protein. The record is from RefSeq and is a predicted model, not a curated record. NCBI's taxonomy places the organism in Eukaryota, Viridiplantae, Streptophyta, Magnoliopsida, Asterales, Asteraceae.